This is a messenger RNA of Vavraia culicis subsp. floridensis, 896 nucleotides long. RefSeq lists its product as uncharacterized. The transcript has a single exon. The record is from RefSeq and is a predicted model, not a curated record. Gene Ontology annotation, molecular function: threonine-type endopeptidase activity. Gene Ontology annotation, cellular component: proteasome core complex. The coding region runs from base 106 to 873 and encodes 255 amino acids. Lineage: Eukaryota; Fungi; Microsporidia; Pleistophoridae.
GCAAAUUACAGAUUGGCUCAAACGCUCGAAAUAAACCAAAAAGUGUUUUUGGUCUAUUCGUGCUGAGCGGCGCAUUUAAUUUGAUUUUUGCAAAUCGAACCCUUCAUGCUGGGCAGCGCAUCAAACCAAAACGGUGAACCCUUCAACUUCAAAGAAUUCUGUGCAGAGGUGCUGAAGAAGCGCGUAACAAAGACAGGCACAACCAUAGUGGGCAUAAAAUCGGAGCAGGGCGUCAUACUGUGCGCAGACACGCGCGCAACAUCCGGUCCAUUCGUUGCCGAUAAGUCGUGUUUCAAGCUGCACCGCAUAUCAGACGACAUAUACUGUGCGGGUGCCGGCACGGCAGCCGAUACGUACAGGGUGACCGAGUACGCGUCAUCGAUGGUGCGCAUCUUUGAGACGAAAUACGCCAAGAAGGCGCCCGUGAAGUACGUCGUGUCGGUCAUUUCCAAGUACCUGUUCCAGUACGGCGGGUUCAUAUCGGCUGCGCUUAUCAUUGCCGGUCGGCACAGGAGCACGUACCACUUGUACUCUGUGUCACCCGAUGGAACGGUCAACCCCGGCUUUUAUCUGUCGAUGGGAUCGGGCGGGCUGGCAGCGGUGAGCGUGCUUGAGGCACGGUACAGGAGCGGCAUGGACAUGGAGGAGAUUAAGGCGCUUGGUGCGGAUGCAGUCAAGGCGGGUAUCAUGAACGAUUUGUACAGCGGGUCGAAUGUUGAUUGCGUGGUUAUUGAUGGUGCUGGCACGAACGUGGUGAGGAACUUUCUGAGGGUGGCGAAUACGAUGGAGGGUAAACGCAUUGUUUAUGCGUUGGAUUCGGUGAAGAUAAAGAAAGAGGAGGUGUUUGAGCUGGUUGAAGAGAUUGUUGAGUAAAAUUCUUGGUUGUUUAUGCGGUA